AACAGGUUGGCCGCCACCAUAUAGCACGUCCCGCGUACGAUCACACGACGUGAUCAGGUUGGAAUGCUUAAUCAAACGCAUGCUACGCACCACGCAGUACCACACAGUGCCAGACACUAUCCUAAGAGCGGCCCUCACGAUCCUCAAUGACGUUCGAUGACCGCGAUACAUGUACUGUUCGUCACGGUCUCUUACCCUUUCCCCAAGAGACGCGGUUUUUUUUCGGGGGGGAACAUUACAAUUAAUCGGGAGUAUAAAUAUGACGAUCAUCGGUAGCAAACGACACAGUUCACAGCCAGCAAACGAUCAGUGCUUCUACAAACCACCAAAACCCCAAACCACCACCACCACCACCAAACAAAAUGUUCGCCAAAGUGUUCAUCUUCGUCGCCAUCGCCGUUGCCUGCGCUGCUGGCAAGCCGCUGACCGCUGCCGUCGUCGCCGCACCGGCCGUGGUGACCGCCCAGAGCUCGCAGUACGUCGCCCGGAACUACAACGGAGUGGCCGCUGCCUACACCGCCCCGGCCGUCGUGUCGGCCGCUUACACGGCACCGGUGGCCGCCGCCUAUACGGCCCCAGUUGCUGCCGCUUACACCGCUUACGCCUCGCCGCUGGCUGCUGCCUACACUACCGCUCCGGUGGCCGCUGCCGCCUACAGUGCCCCGCUGACGGCUGCCUACACGGCUGCCUCGUACGCCCCGUACUACCCGUACGUGCUGUAAGGCACCUUCUCAGCAUAUCCUCAGUUAAUGACUCAAAGGACUCCUGUUUUCCCCCCGCCAUGAUCGUUUGUUGUAAAUAAUUACAGUUGAAGCAUUAAGCAAUUCAAA
This is a messenger RNA of Anopheles coluzzii, 830 nucleotides long. RefSeq names its product cuticle protein 18.6-like. The record is from RefSeq and is a predicted model, not a curated record. NCBI's taxonomy places the organism in Eukaryota, Metazoa, Arthropoda, Insecta, Diptera, Culicidae. The coding region runs from base 363 to 722 and encodes 119 amino acids. The transcript has a single exon.